This is a messenger RNA of Gadus morhua (Atlantic cod), 2190 nucleotides long. Its product is annotated as histone-lysine N-methyltransferase PRDM9. Gene Ontology annotation, molecular function: histone methyltransferase activity; protein binding. The transcript has 11 exons. Lineage: Eukaryota; Metazoa; Chordata; Actinopteri; Gadiformes; Gadidae. The record is from RefSeq and is a predicted model, not a curated record. Gene Ontology annotation, cellular component: nucleus. Gene Ontology annotation, biological process: regulation of gene expression. The coding region runs from base 128 to 1732 and encodes 534 amino acids.
GCAGAAUUUGAUGGGGUAGCAGGAAUUGGCAGACACCGUGUUUCCAUCUUUGUGCCGUUCAAGUGAACCUGGAGGACUUUGCCGAUAUCAGGACCAACCGUCCACAACAAAGUGGAACCGCCUCUGUAUGGCAGAGAAAAAGCGAUUCACGCAGAUCGAGGAAAAAACUUUGUUUAUGGAGUCUCUUGGCCUGUCCUUGACUCCAGCCUUCAAGAGGAGAAAGAAGCCAGGCCAGGUGAGAGUAUGCUCACCUGAAGAGACAGACUCUGAGGAGGAGGAGCUGUGGACCUCUGGAUUGACCGCAGGUGCUGGAGUGUGGGAGCCACCAACAGUCAGACAGGGGUCUCUACAACAGCCCAGUACGUCAGAUGCCGUUUCUGUGCAGAGUCUCUCAGGGCAGGGCAGGAGUGACCAGGAGGUCUCUGGAAGGACCAUUCCUGCUCAUCCAGAGACCGACCCCACCAGAGGAGGAGCAGAGAGGGGCUCUGCAGUCCAGGAGGAGGUCUCAUUAGUUAUCUACCAAAAACCGGAAGCACCUAAGGAGGACGACUACUUCUUCUGUGAUGAGUGUAGGACUUUCUUCCGUGAAGAGUGCGAGGUCCACGGCCCUAUCUUGUUCAUGGCUGAUCGCCCCGUUGCUGUCGGAGAGAAAGACAGAGCCAAGAAGACGCUGCCCGCUGGGUUUGAGAUCAGAGAUCCUGGGAUCCCAGGGGCCGGUCUAGGGGUGUUUUACUGUGGAGACAGUGGCAUUCCCAUUGGAACACACUUUGGACCCUACGAAGGACACAGGACAGAUGAAGAGGGAGCCCUGGAGAGUGGAUACUCUUGGGAGAUCUACAAGAGCAGACACAAUGAAUACAUUGAUGCAAGGAGAGAGACACAUUCUAACUGGAUGAGGUAUGUCAAGUGUGCUCGUAAUGAAGAGGAACAGAACCUUCAGUUUCAGUGCAAAGGAGGGAUUCUGUAUCGCUCCUGUUGCUUCGUGACCUCAGGAGAAGAGCUCUUGGUCUGGUAUAGGGACGAAUACGCCAGACAUCUGGGAAUCGGAUUUGAUCAACUGUGGAGCUCUACUAAAGGAGGGAAAUCCCAGCUGACACCAGCACAGUCUCAGAUCUUCCUCCACAGACACAUGAAGAGGAGCCAUGGUGACCUGAACGACAGACAGCUGAAGAGCGGAGAAAUCAAGGUGGAGCCUAGUCUCCUCCCAUACGUCGCAGCCUCCUCUCAAGAACCAAUCGGAGCCUCCCCGGGAACCGUCCAAAGGACAAGUCAGAUUCCAGCAGAAGGAGCCAGACGCCACAGUUGUGAGCAGUGCAGGAAAACCUUUAGUCGCUCUUAUACUCUGAAGAGUCACCAGCGCAUCCACACGGGAGAGAAACCUUACCACUGUCAACAGUGUGGGAAAACAUUUAGUCGAUCUGGUACUCUGAAGAGACACCAGCGCAUCCACACGGGGGAGAAACCAUACCACUUUCAACAGUGUGGGAAAACAUUUAGUACAUCUGGUAAUCUGAGGCUUCACCAGCGCAUCCACACGGGAGAGAGACCAUACCACUGUCAACAGUCUGGGAAAACAUUUAGUAAAUAUAAUACUCUGAAGUUUCACCAGCGCAUUCACACGGGAGAGAAACCAUACAACUGUCAACAGUGUGGGAAAACAUUUGGUCGAUCUAGUACUCUGAAGAAACACCAACAACUUCACAAAGGAGUCUCAACCCAAACAAUCGUGUGAAGAAACAAAAUGGUUUCCAGACAUUGUCAUUAUAAUAGAAUAAAAAAUGGUUCAUCCUGUUUUUGUGAUGGUUUUGAAUAAAGUUUUUUGCCUAAGAUCUACCUGAUUUUGAGUUCACCUUUUGCCUUCUCUGUUGGACUUUUUGCCCUUUUUGGAUUUUGCCCUCGUUUUGGAAUUUUGUGAUCUUCUGUGUUUUCGCCCAAAGACUUCGUAAUAAUAAACCACAUUUCAGAUUUGCAGAUCCGGGCUCGAUACCCAACUCUUGACAAUUUUAUGGUUAAAGGGCACAUGAACGGUUUUAAUUGUUUAUCUAAUCAACUUCAUGUAUUUAUUUAUAUUCACGUCUGUAUGAGUGAAGGUUUUUACCUUAAAAAAUUAGCUGAAGAAAAAUAGUUGGAGAGAGAACAUGUUGCUAACUAAAUUAUUUAUGACGACGUCAGUAAGGUAGGCCUCGUAGA